This is a messenger RNA of Polyodon spathula (Mississippi paddlefish), 2133 nucleotides long. It is a transcript of the gene tbc1d24, whose product is annotated as TBC1 domain family, member 24. The record is from RefSeq and is a predicted model, not a curated record. Bases 173 to 1855 code for a protein of 560 amino acids. NCBI's taxonomy places the organism in Eukaryota, Metazoa, Chordata, Actinopteri, Acipenseriformes, Polyodontidae. The transcript has 7 exons.
GUGUUUGGCUGACCGGACGCUGCGCGCAUGCGCGCUGUGAACCUGCUGAGCUGUUGACAGUGAAACCGACAUCUGACCAGUCAAGAGAACUACAGUAGAACAUCAUGCAAGGCUCUUAAGCUCAGCAGAACCAGUCAUCACCAGCUGUCACCUCUAACCCUAAGCUCCUAACAUGGCUGAUGUUGAAUAUGUCUGCUUUGUGGACCGAGACAAGAUGGGUGAGCUGUGCCAGAACAGCGGCCCCGGCCAGCUCACCUGCACCGACCCCCGGGAACUCAAGCGGCUGGCCCGGCAGGGACACUGGGCAAAGAACCACAGCAUCCGGGCGCAGGUGUACCAGCAGCUCAUCAAGGGCAUCCCCUGCCGCACCGUGACGCCUGAUGCAGCGGUGUACCGCGACAUUGUAGACAAGGUCGUGGGCAAACGCAAGGCCAGCACCAUGCCUCUGCCCGAAAUUGUGGAUGGCAGCCCGGUGCCCUGCUACUGCCUGAACGGAGAAGGGGUCAGGGCUGCACAAAAGAUAGUCAUCUGCAUCGCCAACCAGUUCCCCGACAUCUCCUACUGCCCUGUGCUGCCUGCCAUCGUGGCACUGCUGCUUCACUUCAGCCAGGACGAAGCCGAGUGCUUCGAGAAGGUUUGCCGCUUGCUUGCCUGCAACGAGCCGGGCCGCCGCAUGAUCGACCAGACUUUCCUGGCUUACGAGUCGUCCUGCAUGACCUUCGGAGAUCUGGCCAGCAAGUACUGCCCCGGAGCUCAUAAGCUAAUCCUCGCCACCUCCAGGUCUCAGGAUGUGCUGGAGGUGUACUCAGACUGGCUGCGCUGGAUCUUUGGAGACUUACCCUUGCCCUUUGCAGCCCGGGUGCUGGAUGUCUUCCUGGUGGAGGGCUACAAGAUCCUGUACCGGGUGGCCCUGGCGCUGCUCAAGUUCUUCCGCAAGAUGAGGGCCGAGGUGCUGGAGGAGAGCGGGGGAGCAGUGGGAGCAGGGGGGGACCUCCAGGAUGAGAUGCAGAUCUUCGUUCAGAGAGUGGGCAAGUUCGUGACCCCCGAGAAGCUCCUGGAAAAAGCCUUCGGUAUCCGCCUGUUCAACCGCAAGGAGAUCAGGCUGCUGCAGAUGGCCAACGAGCAGUCUCUGAAGCAGAAGGGCAUCACAGUCAAGCAGAAGAGACGCAACGUGCAUCUGGUGGUGGACACAGAGACCUUCAAAUCAGACAUUGUGAGUGUGAAGGAGAUGCGUGAUAUCUGGGCCUGGAUCCCAGAGAGGUUCGCUCUCUGCCAGCCCCAGCUGCUGUUCACCACCUCCGAGCACGGCUGCAGUCUCAACAGUUUCUAUGCACAGUCUGAGGGUUAUGAGCCAACUCUCCUGCUCAUCAGGACCACAGAACAAGAGGUGUGUGGAGCGUACCUGUCGACUGACUGGGCAGAGCGCAGGCGUAGUGGGAACAAGCUCAGCUUCUUUGGGACUGGAGAGUGCUUUGUCUUCAGGCUGAAGCCAGAGGUGGAGCGAUACGAAUGGGUUGUGAUCCGUCACCCUGAGCUGUCCCUGGCAGUGCCCCCCCGCAAUGCCGAGUCCCCGCAGCUCCCCAGCUCGGACCCCCCAGAUAGCUCGGACCGCCUCUCCCCCUUCCUGGAUGCCCGCCACUUCAACACUUCCAAAGCAGCCUCCAUGUUCAUGGCAGGGAACCAGGAGUCCAUUGUCAUCGGAGGGGGCGACGGCAACGCACUGUACAUCGAUGCAGAGUUGAACCACGGGCGUACGGCACGCUGCAACACCUUCGACAACCAGCCGCUAUGCUCGGAGAAUUUCCAGAUCGCAGUGCUGGAGGAGUGGGGCUUCCAGGAUACCAUGACCUCCUAAGCAGACCUCUGCAAGGGAUCCGCAGCACCCAGCUAACAAAACCCCUGCUGGGGAUAGACCUGGAGGAAGGGUAGGGGAGCAGUGAGCUGCACAGCAGAUAAAUUCAUUCCUGGCUCCUCCCUUGGCUACACCUGUAUAGAGGAGUCAGUAGCUAUGAUUCAGAACCAGCACAGCAAUAGGCAUCUUGGUUAUAUUUGCUCAAUGAUUUCACUGUGUAACAAUUUUUUUUUUUGUUCCUGGGUAGUAAGUGUUAUUUCCUAAUUGCUUAUGCCUCAAAA